GAGAACUUUACAGGAAGAAGAAGGCUGCCCCUGUCUCUCUGUAUAAAAUCAUCAACAACACAUCUCUCUUUCUUUGUCAUUAACAAAAACAUACAAAAAGGGAAAUGAAGAUCAACUUCUCACCGAUUCUGUGAAUCUCGAUCCUUUCUUACAUCCUCUCUUCUUCAUAAUCUCUCUUUUGCUCAUUCUUUUGAAACCCAUCUCUUUCUGAUUUUGGUAUGCUUUUCUUCUUGCGUUUCCACAAUUUGCUCUGUUUUUCUAGAUUGGGAUUAUCAUCUUACUUUCAUUUGUUGAUUUGGGUUCUCGAGGUUUUUGGUUCUGUUGCCGGAUUUUCUGUCGGAAUUUGCAAAUUUAGAGUUGGCUCUCCUUGGAUUCUUUUACAUGGUUUUGGAUUUGAUCCGUGUGGAAUUGAUUUUCCCCUGCAUCUUUUGUGUUCUUAUUCUUGAUCAAUCUUUCAUAGUUUCUGGGUUGUUUCUGAGUAAAUCUAUUGCCCUAAUCUUGAUGUUCAAUAAUGGAAGCUCUUGGUAUAUUCUGUUUAGCGUGUAUGUGUGCGUGCUGGCGGUUGGAGUACGCUCUUUGAAGAUAUAAAUGGAAACUUUUGAUGGUUCUAUUCAAUGUUAUUGACUCUUGCAUCUAAGCAGAUCUUUACACAAGAGAUCAGAUAUCGACCAAAGGAUCUGACUACAGAACCUUUUGAACUCAGAAGUCAGAACUGUGACGUCUUUUACAUCUCCACUUCUUCAUAUUUCAACACUUAUUUUGUACCUAAAUUUUGAUAACAAUGGGUCUCUCCAGCCUUCCUGCCCCUUCUGAAGGAGUACUAGGCGUGAUCCUUGUAAAUACAGCCUUAUCCAUUUCUAUCUUCAAAGGCAUAGUUCGGUCAAUCCUCCAUGUUGUUGGCAUCCAUCUCUCGUCCUCGCCUACAUUACCUUCAUCACCGGAUUCCAUGGAGAAUGCUCCUGAAUCCAUAGAGUUCCAUCUUAACCCCAAUGGAAGUUACAUUGAAGAGUUUCGCAGUCGAAUCCCAGCAAUUCUUUUCGACAAAGUACGAAGCUGCAAAUGGCUUGAACACGAUUGCUCGGUUUGCCUAACCCAAUUUGAACCCGAAUCAGAGAUAAAUCAUUUAUCUUGUGGCCAUCUUUUCCAUAGAGUGUGCUUGGAGAAGUGGUUGGACUACUGGAACCUUACAUGCCCACUGUGUCGAACUCCGUUAAUGCCAGAAGAAGACACAGCUUCCUGCUUUUGGUGAGAGGAUUAUUAAUAUGAUGGUUGAGGAACUUCUUACCAUUGUACAGCAGCAUAGUGUAGAUAAACUUAAAAAGUGCAUCCGCAAGCCAUAGCAUUUGUACCUUUCAUAUGCAUGAGGAGUUGAAGCGUGAUGAGUGUGGUUGGGUCUUAGACCCUUGUUAUUUCAUUGUAAAUAUCAAGCUUUCCGCUUUUUGAUCUUUUUCCGUUUGGUGUUUAUGCAGUCUUGAGACUGGCUUUUACAUUUCAAGUUAAUGCAGCUACUUCCCUUUAUCAUCUUUCU
Molecule: messenger RNA, 1528 nt
Organism: Cucumis sativus (cucumber)
Lineage: Eukaryota; Viridiplantae; Streptophyta; Magnoliopsida; Cucurbitales; Cucurbitaceae
Product: probable E3 ubiquitin-protein ligase XERICO
Exons: 2
Coding region: 782-1249 (155 amino acids)
Source: RefSeq, a predicted model, not a curated record